AUGUCAGGUUUCUGGUCUGUUCAGCGUGUAGGUAACAUCCGUGUGUGUUUUGGGGGUGCUUUGUGCUUUGGACCGGACUAUGCAUUCAUGAUUGCAACAAUGCUGCUGAUUGUUGUAUGCUCUCUUCUGUUUUUGAUUUAUACAACUCUGCUGGGUGCGCGUGUUGUUUGCGGGUGUGGUGCCGUGGUGACGCUUGGAUUUAUGUUUCGCUGCGCUACGAUAGAUCCUGGCAUCUGCCCAAAGGACGCUUCCCUGCUGGAGGGCGCGCCCCCCCGCGAAGCCCCAGUGGAGGAGGUCUUCUACGUUGAUGCGCAUGGACGAGAACAACACGCCUCUGUGGAGCGCAAGUGGUGUUACUGCUGCAACAACUACAGGCCUUUGCGUGCCAUUCACUGUCGUUUUUGUGAUGUUUGCAUUGCCCGCCGUGAUCAUCAUUGCCCGUGGGUGGGGACGUGUGUCGGCGAGCGCAACUACAGGUUUUAUUUCCUUUUUUUGUGGUCAACACUGUGCUUGACUCUCACGGUCUUGACGGGCGGGAUAUGGAGCCUUGUAGGGCGAAUGAAGGUGCUCUCGAGGGAAGUGUCGUAUGCGAACAGGAGCGCCUUUCUUGGUGCCCUUGCGGAAACGCAUUAUGUGGAGCCCCUGCUGGUGCUGGUGGCGAUUGUCACGUGCUGCCUUGUCUUUCCCCUGGCUGCCUACCACACGAUGCUUGUCGCACGGAACAUGACAACGGUGGAGGAGAUGCGCGGGGAGAGUGGGCAGGUGCACUACUACGACCGCGGCUACUGCCUGGAGAACAUGAAGGCAUCGCUCUGCGCACCGAUUCCGCCCUCAAACCUCGUCCAAUUAACGCGGCAGUGCACUUCAUCCAUGAAUAUUGUCGUUGAAACAGCAGAGGUGUGA
Trypanosoma cruzi is the source of this 903-nucleotide messenger RNA. RefSeq lists its product as uncharacterized. NCBI's taxonomy places the organism in Eukaryota, Euglenozoa, Kinetoplastea, Trypanosomatida, Trypanosomatidae. The record is from RefSeq and is a predicted model, not a curated record. The coding region runs from base 1 to 903 and encodes 300 amino acids. Gene Ontology annotation, cellular component: Golgi apparatus; endoplasmic reticulum. Gene Ontology annotation, molecular function: protein-cysteine S-palmitoyltransferase activity. The transcript has a single exon. Gene Ontology annotation, biological process: peptidyl-L-cysteine S-palmitoylation; protein targeting to membrane.